Molecule: messenger RNA, 3706 nt
Organism: Salarias fasciatus (jewelled blenny)
Lineage: Eukaryota; Metazoa; Chordata; Actinopteri; Blenniiformes; Blenniidae
Gene: slc4a1a
Product: solute carrier family 4 member 1a (Diego blood group)
Exons: 21
Coding region: 190-2934 (914 amino acids)
Biological process (GO): regulation of intracellular pH; transmembrane transport; monoatomic anion transport
Cellular component (GO): plasma membrane; basolateral plasma membrane
Molecular function (GO): monoatomic anion transmembrane transporter activity; bicarbonate transmembrane transporter activity; solute:inorganic anion antiporter activity
Source: RefSeq, a predicted model, not a curated record
UUUUGGGUGGGUGUUCCCGCUCUUCUCUCUCCGUACUCGUCUUUUUGGUUUUAGCCGGCUCAGUUUGUCGCCGGGGUCUGUCGAGACGGACAGUGCAGCGGCGGUCCUGUUUCCAGUCCUGUCUCCAGGUGGGAGUACCUGCGUACAGGGAAAGUAGCUGAAAAUUGGAGGACAGACAAAUCAACACCCAUGGAAAACAGUUUCAGUUUUGAGGAGGGGAGCGACAUGUCAUAUGAAGACAGUGACUCUGCCUUCCCCUCUCCAGUUACACCUCUUCCACCAGGCCAGAGUGGUAUGUCUGAGCGUGAAAAUCAAGAGGAACCGGCUGAGGAGGAAGCAGAGAGGAAUGAGCCACCCUCGACAGCCAUUGUCAUUCCCAGUGAUUCAGAUGCUUUUCUGAACCUGAACACCAAUGCCACCACAAGAGGGGAUGCUCAAGCCUAUGUGGAGCUGAAUGAGCUCCAGGGCAACCUCUGGCAGGAGACUAGCCGUUGGGUAGGCUAUGAAGAGAACUUCAACCCAAGCACGGGAAAAUGGGGUUCUUCCCAUGUCUCCUAUCUCACCUUCAAGAGCCUGAUCCAGCUGCGCAAAACACUGAGUACAGGUGCAGUCAUCUUUGACUUGAAUGCCACCAGUCUGUCUUCCAUCGCCGAAAAAGUAGCCGAUGAGCUUUUGAACAAGGAUGAGAUUCGUUCCAGCGAUCGAGAUGGCCUGCUGAGGGCUCUCCUGAUGAGACGCAGUCAGACUGGGUCACCUGAAGUUUCUGACACUGGAGACAUUCAGAUGCAGACCUUUUCUGUGACAAAGACAAGAGAGAGCUCUGACAACAUGGAGGCCUCGAUUGUCCUCUCAGGUGCCCUGGACUUCCUUCAGAAGCCAGUGGUAGCUUUUGUCCGACUGAGGGACUCUGUGGUGAUGGAGUCCACACUGGAGUCUCCCGUCCCUGUUCGCUUCGUCUUUGUGAUGGUGGGGCCCAGCGAGGCGCCUGUUGACUACAGUGAAAGCGGCCGUGCCAUGGGUGCUCUGAUGGCCGAUUGGGUGUUCUGUCUGGAGGCCUACUUGGCUCAGACUGACAAAGAUCUGACCAAUGCCAUCGCUGACUUCAUGGACUGCAGCAUUGUGAUUCCUCCCACUGAGAUCCAAGACAAGGCAAUGCUGGACCCCAUCAUUGAUUUCCAGAAAAAGAUGCUGCAGGACAGACUCCGUCCUUCAGACACUCGCCUUGCGUUUGGAGACAGAGUGAAAGUUGACAAAGCUCCAGAGGAACCCAGGGAGGAUCCUCUGGCCCGUACUGGCUAUCCUUUUGGCGGGAUGGUGAAGGACAUAAAGCGGCGUUACCGUCACUACAUCAGCGACUACUUAGAUGCUGCCAACCCUCAGGUCCUCGCUGCCGUCAUCUUCAUCUACUUUGCAGCCCUGUCCCCGGCCAUCACUUUUGGAGGACUUCUAGCUGACAAAACAGAAAAGAUGAUGGGUGUGUCAGAGCUUAUGAUAUCCACCGCCAUUCAAGGCGUCAUCUUCUGCCUCAUUGCUGCUCAACCUGUCCUUGUCAUCGGCUUCUCUGGACCACUGUUGGUGUUUGAGGAAGCUUUCUAUGCUUUCUGCAAGUCCCAGGGCAUUGAGUACAUCGUGGGCCGAAUCUGGGUGGGCAUGUGGCUGAUUGUGAUCGUGGUCAUCAUCGUGGCUGUGGAGGGCAGCUUCCUGGUUCGAUUCAUUUCACGCUUCACCCAAGAAAUCUUCUCCAUCCUCAUCUCGCUCAUCUUCAUCUACGAGACCUUCAGUAAACUCAUCAAGAUCUUCAAAGCUCACCCGCUGAUCCUGAACUACGAUCAUCUGAACGACACAGCGGACAAUCCCUUCCACCCAGUGAUCAAGGAGCACAGAGAGUACCACGAUGAUGGCAAUGUUACCAUCAUGGAGCUGGAGAUCGAGAGGCCAUAUCCCAACACUGCCCUGCUGUCCAUGUGCCUGAUGUUUGGCUGCUUCUUUAUUGCAUACUUCCUCCGGCAGUUUAAGGGCGGCCAUUACCUCCCUGGCCCGCUUCGUCGUUUGAUUGGUGACUUUGGAGUACCCAUUGCAAUUUUCGUUAUGAUCGCUGUGGACAUCAACAUUGACGAUGCAUACACUCAGAAACUUGUUGUGCCAAAAGGUAUCGAAGUGACCAACCCCAAGGUCAGAGGCUGGUUCAUCAACCCCAUGGGGGAGAAGAAGCCUUUCCCCAUCUGGAUGAUGGGUGCCUGCUGUGUCCCUGCAUUGCUCGUCUUCAUCCUCAUCUUCCUCGAGUCCCAGAUUACCACGCUAAUUGUGAGCAAACCAGAGAGGAAAAUGGUGAAAGGGUCUGGUUUCCACUUUGAUCUCCUCAUUCUGGUGGUCAUGGGAGGAAUCUCCUCCAUCUUCGGGGUGCCCUGGCUGAGUGCUGCCACCGUACGAUCUGUCACACAUGCCAACGCUCUCACCGUCAUGUCCAAGGGCCCCAAACCAGAAAUAGAGAAGGUUCUGGAGCAGAGAAUCAGUGGUAUCCUUGUAGCCAUCAUGGUUGGAGUUUCCAUCUUCAUGGAACCUGUACUCAAGAUGAUUCCUAUGACGGCGUUGUUUGGCAUCUUCCUCUACAUGGGUAUCACCUCCCUGAGUGGAAUCCAGAUGUGGGACAGGAUGCUUCUGCUUAUUACUCCCAAGAAAUACCAUCCAUCUGAUGCCUAUGCAACCAGGGUCAGCACAAUGCGGAUGCAUUUGUUCACCUUCAUCCAGCUCGUGUGCCUCGCUGUCCUGUGGGUCGUGAAGAUGAGCCCCUUCUCCCUGGCUCUGCCGUUCGUGCUCAUCCUCACCAUCCCUCUGCGCAUGGUCAUGACCGGCACGGUCUUCACUAACUUGGAGAUGAAAUGCCUGGAUGCGGAUGACGCCAAAGUGAAGUUCGACGACGAAGAAGACGUGUAACUUCCAGAAACAAUUGAUACUCAGGCACAAACUUUUAAAUGAAGUCAGUCAACUAUUUCAAACCAGAAUCAGUAUUAUUUUUCUUUAGAGAAAAUUACCUUGCAUUUUUGAAAUUCAUACAUUAUUCCUACAUUUUUUUUACAACCUAUUCUAAUGAUAUUCCUCAUGUUUUAGAUUUGUUUUCUUUAAUUUGUGUUCUCAAAAAUGUUUGUUGUUUUAUCUAUACUAUCGACUAUUUAUGUACUUGUGCAUGAAGUGGUGUUCUGAUUCAGGAAAAUGAUUGAAUAUUGAAAAUGACAGGUAUUUUCUUAAAAGAGAUGAGGUAAACCCAGUUAUCAAUUUGUUUUUCCUUUUUCUGGCUUUAAAGUGACAAUCAUGUAUUGAUAUUUUGACUAGCCCAUAGUGUUAUUGUUUCAGUUUUAGUUGAGCAACUCAUUUAUUACACAUGCACUAAUAGGAAGAAAUUGUGGUACUGCCAUGUGUGCCUUGUUUGAGAGAUCAUUUGUGUUGCCCCAUUUAAUUUGUUGUGUAUGGAAAAUUUUAGGCUGUUUGUGUUCAUUUUCACCAUUGUGUAGAGAUGGAUGUGUGAUGAACAGAGUAUUUGACUUAAAAGUGUGUAUCGCAUUCAUAAUUAUGAAAUAAAUGAGUAGUUUUAGAUAGAUAACUAUGAAUUAUAUUUGAGUUCCUUCAAUGUAAAUGCAAUGUGUGCUUGAAACACUGUACAUGCUUUGGUUUUCAUUUUAUUACAAAAUAAAAAACUGUCUUUACAGGG